Molecule: messenger RNA, 4207 nt
Organism: Opisthorchis viverrini
Lineage: Eukaryota; Metazoa; Platyhelminthes; Trematoda; Opisthorchiida; Opisthorchiidae
Exons: 16
Coding region: 1-3438 (1145 amino acids)
Biological process (GO): protein phosphorylation
Molecular function (GO): protein kinase activity; ATP binding
Source: RefSeq, a predicted model, not a curated record
AUGCUCAGUGGGACUACCUCGCCUUUCUCCUUAAGUAAAGAACUUCAAAGCCUGAUCUCAGCUACACUGGAUAAUGUCAUAUUACCGCUGAGGAAAGAGUUAAAGCAGUCUCCCCAGUAUGCCGACAUCCUUUCUUUAGAGAUUCAGGAUGCAGAAAACAAAACCUAUGAAUAUAUCGCCCAACAAAUAUCCGCGAUCUGUAACGCCGAAGAGGAAACCGCACACAAGAUUCUUAAAGAGUUUCCCAAAUCAGAAACUUGUUUCAAGUGUCUUGGUAUUAAUGAUGACACAAUACAGGGGUUACUCAGGAUCCGUGGACUAGGAUUUUUGCAUAUACUUGAGAUGCCAGACGUCGAGGUGAGCACAAUCUUACAGAACUACGGGGAUUCAAGGGAAGAAAUCGAUCACAUAUUAGCAGGGCUUACAAAAAUACGCAGCAAUAUCGAUCUCAUCGAAAAUGAUCUCGCUUUUGAAGACGAUACAAGAAAUUUGAUCAAGCUCGUUAUUCGUCUCACCAAAGAAGAUAUUGAUGGAAGUCUCAGUUCCCUAAUUGGUUUGCCUCAGGGAGACAGGGUUUUUGAUGGCCCAAUUCCACCGUUGUAUGUCACCGGUCCCGAUGUUUCUGGAGUAAAGAAAGGAAAACAACCUGUACUUAGUUCACCGCUGAACUGUCCCUCUACUCAACUGUUCAACGGUGUCAGUGAUUCCGAACCGUGUGACUCAAGCCGGGAUCUGGAUGAAUUGGGUGUUAAUGAACCCAAUGUCGCCUUGCACACUCGCCCUUUUUCAAUCACUCCUAAAGAUCGCGACAGGCGAUCCCCUGCUAGAACAGAUGUGAUCCCUUGUGUUGUUGGUUCUGCACCGACCACAUCGAGCUGUUUGACUCAGCUGCCCUCUAUUAAUGGUUUCCGUACAUUCCAUCCGAUUACUUCGCCUACAAGAAGUAACUUCCCUUGGGAUGGGGAUGUGCAAAUAAUCGAUGAUGGCUUGUCUGUUCCGAAUACUCCAAUCUGGAUGGGGAAACCUACAUGUAGUGUCACGAUUUCACCACCAUUUGUUAAUAAGUCGGAUCGAUCAAAGCAUACUCCAGAUUACACUCCACCACCUUCACCUCGAGGUAGGCGAUAUCAUGCAAACACCGUUACCUAUCGUGCCCGUGAUCACCGACAAGCGGGGACUCCACCCCCAAAGCACCGUUUGAAACUUCUGUUCCCUUUGCACCGAAGCAAGUCACACGAGUCCAACCUGGCGAACCGGGUAACUCCUACUACGAGUUCCAGUAUUCUUAUUUCUCGAGAACUGGGAAGUAGACCCUCACUCACUGGUGCUAAUAUGCUUUCCCCCGAUUCUGCCAUUGUUGCGGGCGAUGCAUUUCUUUACCAAGAUAUCACUGUUCUGUCCCCAACCUCCUCGCAUGGAAGGUCAGUUAGCAGUUCUCAACACAGUCCUCGUUCUCAAGGACGGAUGAGUUAUCAAGGGACUUGUCCAUCCGUAGCAAAGCCAGAUGCUUCCAGUACGCGAAAUACUCCUACUUCUGCUGUGCGGAGUUUUGAGUCAUUUCGCCGCGUUUCCUGUGAUGCACGGCCACCAAAACCAGGAAUCCAGCCACCAACUUUGAUGACUACUUCAGUUGAUGGGGAAAACGUGAUUGGUGUCCUCAAUCUUCCGGGUUCAUUCAAUGGGGUCACUUUGGUUGUGAGCAUCAAUGGUCUUGUUCAUAAAUUCGAAACCGAGUCACGGUUCGGUAACUUCGUCCGAGGAACUCCGUGUGCAGUCUGUUCCAAUAGGAUGAGCUUUCGGUUUCAACACUGCGUCCACUGCCGGAUAAAGGUUCACCGAGGCUGUGUCGCCCAAUGCUAUCGGCUACAGUGUGUGCCUGAGACGUCUGAUUCGAAAAGCUCACCAAAUUCAAAUCGCAAGGCACAGGUCAAUGUCCCUGCCGGUUUAUGUGGCCAACCAGGACUUCGGCCAACGCACUCAACACCCGCGUUUCAGGGUUCCGAAUCUAAUAGUGCAUCUUCAUGCACUAGUUCAGCACCAGGCUCUCCUUUCGGAGUUGGCCCAUCUGUAUGCAGUUCUCACCUGUCGCCUUGUCAAGGGACCGAAACAGCAACGGUAGUAGUGUCACACAGUUCUCCACCGUACGCCACAGUGGGUCACUGCACCUCGCUUCUCAAUACCUCCUUGUUGUCUUCCCCCGUUGGUGCGCAUUCCUACGCAACUCCUGCGGCCUCCAGUUUGGGACAUUCUCACUCACCUCAUCAUAUUGGCCACUUCUCCAAUCACUUCGAAUUUCCAGUACCGAGUCACCUUGCCAAAGAUGGUGCACAAUCCGAUCAUACCUGCACAACGAACAACGCAAGAGACAUCCAGCUAAUUAGUACUCAGUCUUCAGCGGAGAGCGAACGAACUGUGGUAGACGGAUUGGUGCACACGCUGGAAUCGAUGGAAAGUCAGGACGAAACGGGUAAUCUAGUGCGGACUAACAGCAUUUCAGUUACUUUAAAAGAAUGGGAUAUUCCAAUGGAAAGCCUUGUCAUUGGUGAUGAGAUCGGGCGGGGUACGUUCGGGACUGUUUACAGAGCAAAGUGGCACGGUGAGGUGGCGGUGAAACGUAUUGACAUCGAUCCAGAGGAAGUAGACGCUGCGGCUCGUUUGGAAUCGUUCAAGCGGGAAGUUGCGCUUCUACAUAAAACUCGACACGAGAAUCUCGUGCUGUUCAUGGGUGCCUGUAUGAAGCCACCCAAUCUUGCCAUCGUCACACAACUGAGUCAGGGUGAAACACUGUACGAUGAACUCCAUCACCGAGGUUCUAGCAUGGCCAUCAAUCGAAUCAUAAACAUUGCUACCCAGGUUGCCAAGGGCAUGGGUUAUCUGCACCGCAAAGGGAUUGUCCACCGGGAUUUAAAAACUCGCAAUAUAUUUGUGGAAGCCAACGCACGUGUGGUCAUCGGCGAUUUCGGUGUCUUCAACUCUAUGCAGUUGUACAAAAAAGCGAGAUGGGGUAAUUAUUUGAAUGUCCCUCCAUUUUGGCUGUGCUACGUGGCCCCUGAGGUAAUACAGUCUCUCAACUUGAACUGUACCUCGUCGACCGUCUACGCUGAACUUCCUAUGACCUUCAGUUCGGAUGUUUUCGCCUUCGGCACUGUAUGGUAUGAAUUACUUGCGAAAGAAUAUCCUUUUCGGGGUUAUCCAGCGGAAACAAUCGUUUAUUUGUGUGCGCGAGGGAUUAAGCAAAACCUGCGCAUCCCUGGACCAAAGGAUUUCAAAGAAAUCCUCGUGCAAUGCUGGGCCCAUGAUCCUAGUCGCCGUCCGGAGUUCACCACCUUGGUGAAACUACUUGAUCGACUACCAAAGUUACAUCGUAGUCCAUCUUACCCGACAAAGCCCACUUCGAUAUGCCUCAGUUCCGGCUCGCACGGAUCUCUUAUUCCCUGAAUGACAAAUGUGAACCAUGCCGCCAAACCAUACGUUCACUUCUAAUUUAUGAAAGAAGUGAACAGCCGAAGAAUCGGCCACACCAUUCGCCGACGCAUUUGAUUUCCAGAAAAUCAUGUUUGUACUACUACUUUUCACUGCACCCCUUCGCAGCAGCACUGACAGUCUACUCUUCGGUUUGUUUCUGCAAUCACCUCGGGUCGUGCAUCCAUUUGAUUCUCUCACAUCGUGCAGACCACUGAUUUGUGAAAUAUAUCCACCCAUGCCGUCUUCAAAUGUGUCAUAGCUGUGAAUUGGUUCUAUCUUCAUAACCUUACGCCUCGGCACACUCCCGUUUCUUCCAGUGCACUGUCUUUCACAGUUUCCUACGUGGUUUGUUUCUUUCAUCAGGUUUUGCAACUCUGUACACAGUUCUUCUUGCAUCUGAUUUAUACCUUGCUCACCUGUUUUUCUUGGUGUUGUUCAGUUUUUACGUCGGCGAAGUGCUGCUGCGAUGAUUAUUUGCACUGCUGGCACACUGUUAAUGUGGAUUGAUCAUAUGUAUAUAUGCAUACACAUAUGCAAUGUACAGUUUUAUUUUGUACUGUAAUCUAACAAACAUUCCCUGAUACUCUUAUUUUAGCACUCUGUCUUUGUCUUGUUUUUUUUCUAUAAUUACUCUAGUACAUUAACCACACGUGACUGCUGUGCUUAUGGCUUUGAUCUUCUGGGUACAUUCUUCCAAUGGGCCGGCACUUUCUGGUAUUUUCGACCAAAUGCAACUAUUGGC